AUGCAUCAUGAAAUCAGAUCAAAAAGUGUAGUCAAAAUGAAGCUAUUCGUGAUAGUUUUCUUCUCAAUUUUGUUUGAAAGUAGCAGCAGUGAACACAACAAGAAAUUAAGUAAAUUUGAAGAAAGUUUUCAAACAACACCAGCACCUGCUGAGUUAUGUCGAAUUUUACUACCAUUGGUAUAUGCAAAUCACAGUGAGAAACUUUGCCUAAGACUUUGGGAAACAAAAAACGUUAAAGCUGAUUGUGUUUUCGAAAGAAUGAAAAAUUCGGGGUUCAUUGACUUAGAAUUGAAAUUUGAAAUCUACACAAAUUCAAAUCAUCUCAGUAAUAUUAAUAGAAGAAAAAGAAUUUCUGAAGUGAUGAGAGAGCAACGCGAAAUAUUAAUCAACACAGCAAAAACAUGUAAAAGUGAUCCAACUUAUGGUGGAUUGUUUGAUGAGAUUCUCGGAAUAAAUAGUUCGAUAAUUUUUAUGCAAGAGAACAAUUGCCUUCUUAAAUAUGUGAUUGAGAACAAAUUUCUAUACGUGCACAGUGUGAAUACAAAUCUUAAGAAUAUUGACACAUCCAAAGUGGAAUGCAGCACAUUUAUAUUAAAAAGACAAAAUGAAACCGAAGAAAAGCUUUUAGAAGCUUUUCGAAAGCGUCAAUAUUCAAGUGAAGCUAUCGUUUGCCUUCUUCAGAAAUAUCACGAUGAGAAGAUUUUCGGAUGGAAUGUCGCUAAAAGUUUUCUUUUCAAACUCAACAUAUCAGAUUCUGCUAGAAAAUCUGAAGAUUGGAGAAUCAGCAAAAUUCUCUCUGACUUCAAUAAGAAAUCAUCAAAUUGUUUGUAUUCUUUCAAUUGGAGUCUUUUCAAAUGA
Molecule: messenger RNA, 858 nt
Organism: Clunio marinus
Lineage: Eukaryota; Metazoa; Arthropoda; Insecta; Diptera; Chironomidae
Source: the annotation of a GenBank genome assembly